Molecule: messenger RNA, 3112 nt
Organism: Aspergillus wentii DTO 134E9
Lineage: Eukaryota; Fungi; Ascomycota; Eurotiomycetes; Eurotiales; Aspergillaceae
Product: glucan endo-1,3-beta-D-glucosidase
Exons: 6
Coding region: 285-2660 (791 amino acids)
Cellular component (GO): cell surface
Molecular function (GO): glucan endo-1,3-beta-D-glucosidase activity; endo-1,3(4)-beta-glucanase activity
Source: RefSeq, a predicted model, not a curated record
UUGAGACCCUCUAUCCCCCGUCUACGGAGGGAGCAAGAGUCCUCAUUCCCAACAUACAAGAAUUCUACCCGACCAGCUUGGAACGCGAGGGCCAUCCGAUAAAUCAACAACCUUUUCCAACCUUUGGGUUGAACGACUUACUUGGAGGUUUGGAGGACACUGACUCCUUGGUUGACCAAUUGGUAUCCGACUUAGGUCCUAACCCAGUGUCAUCAACUCAUGCUCCGGCAACCACUUUGGCCUCAUACACCGUACAGACCGAACCUACGGUGAUCAAGCAGCCGAUGACGAUUCCAACUGUGAUCAGCACGGCUAGCAUCACACACCCCGAGACUCCAACCAGCACUACGGCUCCUCAGCCAACUACUUCGGUCAAAGAAAGUGCUUUCUCCUCUGACGGUUCCUAUACGAGUGAGACCCAUACAAUCUCGCCUGAGAACACCAGUGAGCCUGUACCAGAAGCCCCCAAAGGUACCAAUUCAGCCAUGACCGGUCAAGAUGUCUUCGUGCCGGUCUCGACUGGAGGGAUUCCAUCCAGCAUCAAGUCGCGUGAUGACCACCUAGUAUCCAGAUGGGCAAUUGACAAUAAAACAACCCCGAUUGAAACAAACAAAUUCUACGCUGGGCUCUUUCUAGGAACGCAGACAAACGCCACCUUCACACACCCAUACACGGUUGCGUGGGCAAAGGGCUGGGGGAAUGCAUCCAGCUUUGGCAUGGCCGUCUCGCAUACUGAACUGGAUAAGACCUCCCAGGGCCCGCAGAAUACGAACAUUCCUGGAAACCCGAUCUCCAACUACGUCAAUGCAAUUGGGAUCCAGUCUGUGAUUUUGUCGGCGGCUGAAUUGAAAGGCUCAACGUUGCUUACCACUGAAAACCCUUUGCCUUUCUCAGCUAAUGCAGUCUUGCGACCUGACAAUGGGUCAACCUCACGAAUCACUUUCCCAGUCGUGCAAGGUAUGGGUUUUGUGACUGGCAUUUACACCAAUCUCCAGCCUCUUAUCCAAAGCAGUAUCUUUUUCCGACAUGUUGUUCCCGCUGGGUCACCAAGACCGGGUAUCUACAAAUACCGGUUGACUAUGGAGGACAACAUGACCUGGCUGCUUUAUGCAAUCCCGCAAAACGGCAAUGAUCCAAAAUUCAAACUAGAGUCCAUGAUUGACCUUUGUGGGCCUUCCGGAUGGUCUGGUAUACUGCAAGUGGCCAAGAACCCGCAGGGCCCUUUGGGAGAGAAACUUUUCGAUAAUUCAGCCGGUGUGUUUGCGACCGAGGGCGUUGUCUCAGGUUAUGUGUCCCAGGAUGUUGGAACAUAUAGUCUCGCUUGGGCAAAAUCAGGCAAAGAUGUUCAGAGCACACCUCUACUGAUGUUUGCUCUGCCGCAUCAUGUUGAAUCGUUUGACAACAGCACACGAAGCCGUAUGACCAGUAUUCAGCUCCGGACUACCACCAAAGGUAAUGCAACAGCUGUUGUUGGAGAGAUCUGGAAUAUGAAUGAGCCUGGUCUCCCAAUCGAUAUGGGCUUUGCGCCCUGGUCCGUACAAAAUGGGAGUGCCAACGGGCUUUCCGACACAGCCCGAAAGACUAUCAUCGAUACCGCACCAGUCGAGCUCGAUCAGGACAUGGAUGGGCAAACGAAUUUGAGCAGCAUGUACUUCAGCGGCAAAGCUCUAAGCAAGUUUGCUACUAUGGUGUACACGGUCGACAAGCUUGCAAACAACCCAACACUUGCGGCUCCUGCUCUCGACAAGCUGAAAAAAUGCUUUGCUCGAUUCGUGGACAAUCAGCAGCAGUUCCCGCUUGUCUAUGACAAUGUUUGGAAGGGCGUGGUAUCUUCGGCUAGCUAUGUAGCAGGCGACCCCAACACUGAUUUCGGCAACACCCUGUACAAUGACCAUCAUUUCCAUUACGGAUACUUUAUUCACGCGGCGGCCAUCAUCGGGCAUCUGGAUCCGUCCUGGCUUUCGGCCAAUAAAGACUGGGUUAACAUGCUGGUCCGCGAUGCAGGUAACGCCGCCACGAAUGAUCCUCAUUUCCCCUUCUCGCGGGGGUAUGAUUGGUUUCACGGACACUCUUGGGCGAAGGGGCUCUUCGAAUCCUUCGAUGGGAAAGACCAGGAGUCGACAUCGGAAGAUACCAUGUUUGCGUACUCUCUGAAGAUGUGGGGUAAGACCAUUGGCGAUGCCAGCAUGGAGGCACGCGGAAACUUGAUGCUUGGGAUCUUGCGACGGACGCUCCGCAACUAUUUCCUGAUGGAAAGCGACAACAAGAACCAACCGGCCAACUUUGUUCCUAACAAAGUCACCGGUAUUCUCUUCGAGAACAAGGUCGAUCAUACCACAUACUUUGGUGCAAAUGCCGAGUUCAUUCAAGGAAUCCACAUGUUGCCUUUGUUGCCGUCGUCUCCAUACACGCGCAGUCAGAGAUUCGUGGCCGAGGAAUGGAACGCCUACUUCGCGUCGAAUGCCUCUACGCCUGCAGAAAAGGUUGCUGGUGGAUGGAAAGGAGUUCUGUACGCCAAUCUCGCUCUGAUUGAUCCUAUUACUUCGUGGAAAUUCUUCUCCCAGCCACAAUUCGAUUACGGAGCUAUUGAUGGUGGAACGAGUCGCACUUGGUAUCUGGCCUUUGUGGCAGGUGAGUUGGUCAAUGCGAACAUUCAUUAGCAGUCUUUACUGACCAUAUCCCAGGACUUGGUGGCGCCCCAUUGUAGUCGACUGAUCCCUUCUUGCUGAUGAAGUGCAAUCUCAAUGACCUUGAUGAUCUUGAUCUCGAUGGCUUUAUUUCUUUGUGAUCUUUCCUUGCUAGUGGUUAUGGUUCACGUUUCCAUUCAGCGUUUCUAUGCCAGUCCUCUCUCCGGAUGUUGGCCACGUUCAUACCUGUCCAUAUUGCAGUCUCCGUGCACAGUUAGCCAUAGACAGUGAUUAUUCUACGUUUCCUCUCGACAUCUCCACGUAUAUAGAACAGUAAUCUAGUCAGAAUUAGUCGAUAAAACCGCGAAAUGCAGCCACGUUGACUGCGCAUGGAUCAAGAUCCGAUCCCACUCAGCAAACCCGUCAGGCUGGGAUAUGCAGGCUACGUGGACGGAUGAUAUCCAAAUCAACUCCUGAAUAACCCG